Molecule: messenger RNA, 2678 nt
Organism: Phalaenopsis equestris
Lineage: Eukaryota; Viridiplantae; Streptophyta; Magnoliopsida; Asparagales; Orchidaceae
Product: factor of DNA methylation 5-like
Biological process (GO): gene silencing by siRNA-directed DNA methylation
Source: RefSeq, a predicted model, not a curated record
CGGUGCAGCGAGCUGCUCGAAUUCCUCUUUGACUGCAGUUUCGGCCAAAGCUCUGGAGGCAUUCUGAAACCCUAAUCUGGUGUCGCACUUCAGCUUCGUCUCCGCAACAAAUUGAAUACUAUGGAGAACUGUAAGCUGGGAUUGGCAACCAUUAAGAAAGAUAGAGCUGAUGAAGGUUCUACAAAGCUUAUGGAGGAUCAAACGAGGGAAAAAGAGGUUGCUCUUGCUAGAUUACUUCAGUUGGAGGGACUAGAUCAAAAGCAAAAGUUGGAAUUUGAAAUUGCUCAGUUGAAAGAUAAAUUAAGAGUUAUAGAGCAUUAUUUACAUGGGGAAGAAGAUAUAUACAAGUUUAUAGACAAAAUUCAUAAAAAAGGUGAAGAAGAGAAGAAAGGUUUAGAAGAGUUACUUGACACUCUUUUGAUGGACCUCAAGGCCAAUCAGAAGCUCAGUGAAGUUCGUGCAGAACUAAUUGAGGGUCUCACAAAAAUGUUGAAAGGUCGUGCCUUGAUUGGAAUUAAAAGAAUAGAUGAUCUUCAUAUCAAGCCUUUUGAACUUGAAUGCAAGAAUUUUUCCUCUGAAAAUGCCGACUCAAAAGCUUUAGAGUUGUGCUCUAGCUCAGAUAAAAUUUGCAAUCCUUCAUGGCGUCCUUCUAAAACCACUGAAUGUGAUGGACAUUUUGAGCAUUUUUGGUCCGAAGAUCUCCCUCAUCAGACAAUUGGAAGAGGUUCCUCCACUUCUCAAAAGGCCAAGGAGAGGGCUGACCAUCUCAUCUUGUCUCAGUCCUUCCAAACUGAUCUAGCUCUCACUGUUGAGCCCACAACUUCUUCACAGCCUAUAGUGACUCCAACAUCAUCUAACUCUAAUUCCAGCUCCGACGAGCUGUUUCUUUGGCCAUGGGUGGGACUGCUUGUUAAUUUGCCUAUGGAAGAUGAAGAUGUUUUUCUCAAAGACCAAUUUUCAGAAUUUAAUCCAAUAAAUGUCAUUGCUUCCCCUGAGAGAGACCUUGUAACAAGGAAAGGUGAGGCUGUGAUUUUGUUUAAUAUGGAUUCGAAAGGGUUCAAAGAUGCAAUGGCAUUUGAGAAUCACUUUAAGUUGAAGCGAAUGGGGAAGAACGAGUGGUAUGACAAGAAAGGUUUGAACUUAAUUGGGAUUCAUGGGUGGAUUGCUCGUGAUGAUGAUUAUAAAACCGGCGGAUUGUUUGCAAAGAUUCUAAGGAAGCAUGGGAAAAUGAAGACAGUGGUGGAUGUAAUGGAGGAGGCAAAAGAGAAUGUGAUGACAGUGGCUUCACUUGUGAAGAAGAUGAAUGUUAUGGAUAAAUAUUUGCAGGAAUUGAAGUUUUCGUAUAAUGAGACGGUCAUAUCUCUUGAAAACAUGAUGGAUUCAAAAGCUAAGAUUUCACACAAGUAUAAUGAAGAAAUGCAUAAUGUUAAGCAGAAAGGGCGUGAGAAUGCACGGAGGAAUUUGUUGGAGAAUGACAAGUUAAAGUUAGAGUUGGGUGCAAAGAAGAAUAAGAUCGAACAAUGUUGUAGAGAACUUAAAAAUUACGAGAUUAAAAUUGAGGGUGUGAAGAGGAACUUGGACGUUGAGAAGGAUAAGGUGCAUGUUGGCUCUGUGAUUUAUUCAACUUUUGUGCAAGUACAGCUACUUGAUUUCGUGGAAGCAUCUUUGUACUUGUAUGAGGCUGCGCUGGUUGACAGUUACCUUGCAUUGGCGCACAUUGAAAAAAAGAGUUAUGAUGAAAAGGUCAAGGAACAUAUGGAAGAACACAAGAGAGAAAUGGAAGUUGCUCUUACAAGAGUGCGCCAGCUAGAAAUGGAGCUGGAUCAAAAACAAAAAAUGGAGCUUGAAAUUACUCAUCUGAAAGGUAAGUUGAAAGUAAUGGAGCAUUUGCAAGGGGAAGAAGAUAUAGACAACAAAAUAGCAGAGUAUCAUAACAAAUUGGAACAAGAAAAGGAGCAUUUAGAAGAGUUGCACAACACUCUUUUUUUGAAGGAACGUGAGGCCAAUCAGGAGCUCAAUGAAGCUCGUGCAGAAUUGAUCCAGAAUUUUGAGGGGCUUACAAAAUUUUUGCAAGUUCCCUUUUUUAUUGGAAUAAAGAGAAUGGGUGAUCUGGAUAUCAAGCCUUUUGAAAGCGCAUGCAAGAAGAGUUUCCUGCAGGCCAGUGUGAAAACUUCCGUGUUGUGUUCUAGUUGGGAUGCGCAAAUUCGUGAUCCAUUAUGGCAUCCUUUCAAAUUCAUCAAACGCGAUGGUGUUAAUGAGGAAGUAAUUGAUCAAGAUGAUCCAAAACUGAAGAGCCUGUGGACCAACUUUGGGGAUGAUGUGUACAAUGCUGUAAAGAAAGCUUUGCUGGAGAUAAAUGAGUAUAAUCCCAGCGGUAGAUAUCCUGUCGCCGAGCUAUGGAACCGGAAGGAGGACCGAAAGGUUGAGAUGAAGGAGGCCAUCCAUUACUUCAUCAAACAAUACAAAACUCGAAGGUGAAGAAAAGUUUUUUAUUUAUUCUUUUUCUUGUUAUGGACUUGUUGGCACAGUCCCAUGGUUCAAUAUAUCUAAUGGGCCAUUCUAUUACUGCUCUUAUGUUGUGUUCUAUGUUGGAGGAAGGCUUAGAAUGUUUUCACUUUGCCCAUUAUUUAUACAAUUCUAAGCUGUAACUUUCUGCUUUCAUUUUAAAUUUAAAGAUG